CUUCUCACUCUCUCACCGCUAAAACGAACACACACACCAAACUCUCUUUUCUAACAUGGCUUGCACCUCCGGCGAGUCGUCCACGGCGGAACAACGCAGCGGAGCUGCCACAAUUUCCGCCCUCCAUCCCGACGUGAUCGAGUCCCACAUACUCACGCGCCUCGACGGAGCCUCGCUUGGCUCUGCCGCUGCAACAUGCUCACAACUCCACGCGCUCUCCUCCAGCGACCACCUAUGGUCACGCGCCUGCCGCUCCAUGUGGCCGUCCAGUAACUCGCCACGUGUCAGUCAAGUCAUUUCCACGUUCCCCAACGCUUCCCGCUCUUUCUUCUCCGACUCCUUCACCGCUUCUCGUCCUCCCGUAACCGCUAUAACUAAUUCCUCCAACGGCUUCACGAAAAUCCAGGAAGCAGUAACAACGGAAAUAAUCUCAUCCGUUGAUCUCUUCUACGGUGAAGAUCUCAUGUUAUCGAAAGUUAUCGAAACCGAAACCGAGACUGGUUGGUUCCUGUGCUCGCCGUUCCGCGUUGACCUCUUGGACCCGAAGGAGGCGGUUAGAACUGAGGUUAGCUAUCGUGAUGACACGUGUCAUAACAUGGUUGAAAGGUUGAGGCUGAGCUGGAUUGUGAUCGAUCCCGCCGCGAAGCGAGCGGUGAACGUGGCGAGCCGGAGAGCGGUGUCGGUGCGGCGGCACUGGCUGACCGGUGAGGUGGAGGCGAGGUUUCCGAUGGUUGUGUCGGGCGGAGAGAGAGGGACGGCGGCGGAAGCGGCCGUGUGCGGCGCGGUGGUAACCUGGGGAGUGAGUGACGGAGGGGAGAUGAACGUGAGAGAGGUGAGUCUGCAAAUUGAAGACAUGGAUGGGACGCACUUGAACGGUAGGGAUAGUUUGGUAAUUUUAAAGAGGGCGCUGGAGGGUAAAAGGGUAAAAGCGAACGUUGAAGAAGAAGAGAAAAGUUACGAAGAGUUUAUGAAGGAGAAGGAAGAAAGGAAAGAGAGAAAGGCGAGAGUUGAGGGAAGGUUGGAUAUGCUUUGCGUGGGUCUAGCGACGUUAGCGUUUGCGGGGCUUUUUGGUCUUUUUGUCUUCUGGAGAUGGCACUGAAAUACACUUGAACGAAACGACGAACGUUCUUUCUGUCGUUUAACAUUUUACGGAGCAAAUCGAUGUGUGUGAAAUUGUGAAUGAAAGAGGGAAACAUACAUUUGUGGAUUAGUGAGAGAUUUUACAUUAUUACACGGAUCAAAGUAUCUGUUGUUGUUAUACUGAAUUAAUAUUUACUAGUAAAGAUAGCAAUGUAUAAUUAAAUGUGUAAUAUGUAACUUGAAACUUGUAGUAAUAGAACUCAAUUAAUCAUGUUCA
Molecule: messenger RNA, 1357 nt
Organism: Arachis stenosperma
Lineage: Eukaryota; Viridiplantae; Streptophyta; Magnoliopsida; Fabales; Fabaceae
Product: probable F-box protein At2g36090
Exons: 1
Coding region: 56-1099 (347 amino acids)
Molecular function (GO): protein binding
Source: RefSeq, a predicted model, not a curated record